AUGGAUAAGAUAAUGUUAUUUGUAGUUUUUAACAGAAGAUGGAAUGCAAACAACAAAUACAUUGAUCAUGAAGUGAAAAUAUUGAUGGUGGAAAAGGAUAUCAAGUAUGUGGAAUUGGUAAACAAGAUAUACAAAGAGCUCAGAUUGAAUGAAAGAUUGAUUUCAACAAACUUGAUUUUUGAUGCAAAUAUGGAUACAAGCAAAGGAAUGAAGAUAGAAAGUGAUGAGAAUUUACAAGUUUAUCUAAACUUGAACAAGACUGUGGAAGAGUUGAAAAAAUGUCCUCUCAUCGUUGAAGUAGAACAGAGAAAUCAAACCAUUUCUUUGCCAAGAGAAGCUAGCAUUCCAUCUGCUUUAGCAAGCAAUGCAACAAGUCACAGUUUGACUCUCACAGACCCCAAUAUGAAUACUGCAAGCACUAGCAAGAUGAAGAGCGCCUCAACACAAGAAUCCAACAAAUUUACAGAACACGGGCAAGAAGCUCAAUCACCUCUGCAUGUGUUGCCGAAUAUGGAGAUUGAAGACAUAAGACUCAAUUAUGUUUUCAAGAAUAAGACUGAUCUAAAACAUACACUUGCGAAAAUAGCCAUCAAGAAACACUUUCAGUACAGAAUUCAAAAAUCAUGUUCAGAAGCAUUUUGGGCAAAAUGCAUAGAUGAGAAUUGUGGCUGGUAUGUACGUGCAAGAAGCUCAAAAGUAUCAGACUACUUUCGAGUUAUCAAAUACCAUAAACACCACACAUGCUCCUUAAAUCACAGAAAUUUUGAAAAUAGACAAGCAAGUGCAAAAGUCAUCAGUAGUUACUUCAAAGAGAAGUUUCGUGACCCAGGAUCAACCUAUCGACCAAGGCAAAUAAUAAGAGACAUGAGAGAUGAACAUGGGGUAGGUGUAACAUACAAUAAAGCCUGGAGAGCAAAAACACUUGCAGCUGAUGAUGUUAGAGGGUCAAAUGAGGAAAGUUAUGCAUUGUUGCCUUCAUAUUUGUAUAUGCUACAGUUGGCCAACCCAGGAACUAUCACAAGAGUAUGUAAAGAUGAAGAAAACAGGUUUAAAUACAUGUUUAUUGCUUUUGGGGCUUCAUUAGAUGGAUGGAAGCAAUGUAGACCAGUUAUAGUGGUAGAUGGAACAUUUUUAAAGACGAAAUGUGGAGGUACACUGUAUGCAGCUUGUGUUAAAGAUGGAAACAAUCAAAUUUUUCCGCUCGCCUUUGGAAUUGGGGAUUCAGAAAAUGACAAUGCAUGGAUAUGGCAUAAAAGCAUCAAAAAUGCAGUUGAACAAGUGUAUCCUGGUGUAUAUCAUGGAGUUUUUCUUUAUCAUUUGAAGCAAAAUCUAAGGACUAAGUUUAGGGGAUUACAUGUGCAUGCCAUAUUUGAAACUGCUUCAAGAGCGUACUCAGCUCAAGAAUAUUAUUCUGCCAUGGCUGAAUUACAGAAAAUUAGCCCUGAAAUGACCACUUAUCUUUUGGAAGCAAAACCAAAAAAAUGGGCUCGGCCAUUCUUUCCAACGAAAAGGUAUAACAUUUUUACAAGUAACAUUGCCGAAUCUAUAAAUGCAGCAAUUGUGCAUGCGAGAGAAUUUCCUAUAACGUCGUUAAUAGAAGCUAUAAGAGAGAUGCUCCAAAGAUGGUUUUCAACAAGAAAAGAAGCAGCAAUCAACCAAUUUGUUGAGGUGACAAAAUGGGCAAAUGAUGAAAUGGAGAUAAAACUUGAUGUGGUAGAUGCAAUGAAAUCUAGUGUCACAUAUGGUGAUCGAGUGUUUGUUGUCGACUUGGAACAACAUAUAUGCACAUGUCAUGAAUUUCAACUAGAGGGAAUUCCAUGUGCACAUGCUAUUGCAACAAUUGAAAGCAAGUACUUGGACAAGUACAAAUUUUGCUCAAAUUGGUAUAAAAAUUCUGUUUUGAAAGAGACAUAUGCAGGAUCAAUUAAUCCUCUUCCAGAUAAAGAUGAUUGGAGUGUCCCAGAUGAAAUUAUAGGAGAUAGCAUGAAAGUUCCAAAAUUCAAAUCUAAAGACUAUAAAGAUGCAAUGUUAUACAUAUUUGUUGCGUUGUGGACUUGUGGAUAA
Molecule: messenger RNA, 2064 nt
Organism: Humulus lupulus (European hop)
Lineage: Eukaryota; Viridiplantae; Streptophyta; Magnoliopsida; Rosales; Cannabaceae
Exons: 5
Coding region: 1-2064 (687 amino acids)
Molecular function (GO): zinc ion binding
Source: RefSeq, a predicted model, not a curated record